Molecule: messenger RNA, 6378 nt
Organism: Salvelinus fontinalis (brook trout)
Lineage: Eukaryota; Metazoa; Chordata; Actinopteri; Salmoniformes; Salmonidae
Product: ferroxidase HEPHL1-like
Exons: 20
Coding region: 242-3514 (1090 amino acids)
Biological process (GO): iron ion transport
Cellular component (GO): plasma membrane
Molecular function (GO): ferroxidase activity; copper ion binding
Source: RefSeq, a predicted model, not a curated record
GGACAGAGAGGACUCCGGCGCCAGUCUCACACACACACACACAGCUGAAUAGCGGGACUGUUCUCUUUCCCAAGCGGAGUCUCAUAAGCUCUCCGUGUCUGUGUUUCCCGACUCUCCGCGCAUGUGGACGUUUUCUCUCGGUCUCUCCCUCUCGACCACUUGAUCCAGCAAUCCCAACCACGCACACACCACUAGACCACACCAAAAGCACCCGCUCAACUAACGGGACAGAAGCAGUAGCAUGGUCGGCUUUAGGACACUGUUCCCGGGACUGCUGCUGCUGCUCGCCGGGCUACCGGGGGGAGAAGGACGGGGACGGGAGAGAGUGUAUUACGUGGGAAUCAAAGAGAUCAACUGGGACUACGCUCCGACAGGCAUGAACCUCAUCAACGGGAAACAAAUAGCGGACGAUGAGCAUGCGUCAUUGUUCCUCCAGAGUGGUCCCCAGCGUAUUGGCAGUGUGUAUAAGAAGGCUGUGUACAGGCAGUACACGGAUGCCUCCUACCUCAUCGAGGCCCCCAGGCCCGGCUGGCUGGGCUACCUGGGGCCUGUGCUGCGGGCGGAGGUUGAUGAUGUCAUCAUUGUGCACUUGAAGAACUUUGCCUCCAGAAACUACUCCAUGCAUCCUCAUGGGGUCUUCUACGAGAAGGACUCAGAGGGGGCGCUGUAUCCUGACGGUACAUCAGGCAGACUGAAGCAGGAUGACAGUGUAGGCCCCGGGGCCAGCUAUACGUACCGCUGGGAGGUGCGACCUGAGUUCUCCCCUACAGACGGAGACGCAGCCUGUCUGACCUGGGUAUACCACUCACAUGUAGAGGCUCCUAGAGAUAUCACUUCUGGACUCAUAGGAGCUCUGCUCACCUGCAAGAAAGGUACCCUGACAGAGGAGGGUCGUGUAGAUGUAGACAGAGACUUCGUUCUGAUGUUCAACGUGGUGGACGAGUCUAUGAGCUGGUACCAGGAACACAACAUCCAGACCUUCUGUUCUGACCCCGCCUCUGUCGACCCUGAGGACCCAGACUUCCAGGAGUCCAACAUGAUGCAUGCCAUAAAUGGGUAUAUGUAUGGUAACCUGCUUCACAUGGAGCUGUGCCAGGGUCGCACGGUGGCAUGGCACCUGUUUGGGAUGGGCAACGAGGUGGACAUACACUCCGCGUACUUCCAGGGCAACACCCUAUUGGACCGCGGUCACCGUGCCGACACACUCAGCCUGUUCCCGGCAACCUUCGCCACCGCGGCGAUGGUUCCCUUGGCGACCGGGAAAUGGCUGCUGAGCUGUCAGGUCAACGACCAUCUACAGGCCGGUAUGCAGGCGCUGUAUGAGGUGGUAUCCUGUGAUGAUGGUAACAGCCCCUCAGCAGCCCCCCCUGCUGGCCCAGUCAGGAAGUACUACCUGGCAGCAGAGACUGUCACCUGGGACUAUGCUCCUACCGGCAUGGACACACACACCAACCUCGCCCUCACACUACCUGACAGUCCCUCUGAGGUGUUCUUCGGUAGUGGUGAUGGCAGGAUAGGGGGUCGCUAUAUGAAGGCGGUGUAUCGUGGCUACACAGACGACACCUUCACUACCAGACAACCUCUCACCCCUGAAACACAACACCUGGGAAUACUGGGCCCGGUGCUGAGGGCUGAGGUAGGGGACAUCCUACAGGUGGUGUUUCUGAACAAGGCAGACAGAAACUACAGUAUCCAGCCUCACGGCCUCCACUUCGACAAACGAUACCAGGGAACCAGUUACCAAGACGGUGUAGAGAAGCCAGGCUCAGCUGUGUCUCCAGGCUCCAGGUUUACCUAUACCUGGCAGGUGUUGGAUGGUCCCUCCCUCUCUGACCCUCCCUGUUUGUCCUACCUGUACUACUCUGGCUCCUCCCCUGUAGAGGACACCAACGCUGGCCUCGCCGGACCACUACUGGUCUGUAGGCCCGGAGCACUGGGGGACCACGGCAAGCAGAGGGAGGUAGACAGGGAGUUGUUCCUGCUGUUCUCUGUGAUGGAUGAGAACCUGAGCUGGUACCUUCAGAGGAACAUAGAGACCUAUGGAUCAGACCAGUCAGACCCAGAGAACGAAGACUUUCAGGAGAGCAACAAUAUGCACGCGGUGAACGGCUUCAUGUACGGGAACCUUCCAGGCCUGGACAUGUGUUCCGGGGACAGGGUAUUUUGGUACACCUUUGGUCUGGGUACGGAGGUGGAUAUCCAUGGGGUGUACUGGGAGGGGAACACCUUCCAGAGACACGGUACUACCAGGGAUACACUCAGCCUGUUCCCCCACACCACCGCUGCUGUCAGCAUGCUGCCACACACACCUGGUGUAUUUGAGGUGAGCUGCAGAGUGACUGACCACUAUAAUGGAGGGAUGAGACAGCAGUACUCUGUGAAGCCCUGCUCCGAGAGCAACGUGAAACACACACACUCCCCUGCCUCGUCCGUGGUUCGCUACUACAUCAGCGCAGAGGAGGUGGAGUGGGACUACUCACCUAACCGGGUCUGGGAACUAGAGAAACAUCACGCUACAGAGGAGGACAGUCCAGGCAGUGUAUUCGUGGGCAGGGGAGAGAAUCGUAUUGGUCCACGCUAUAAGAAGGCAGUGUAUAUACAGUACACUGACGACACCUUCAGGACACAGACGGAACUGCAGCCGGAACAACUGCACCUCGGCAUUCUGGGUCCUAUAAUCAGGGUGGAGGUGGGAGAGGAGGUUCUGAUCACCUUUAAGAACAGAGCCAGCCGUCCGUACUCUAUACACGCUCACGGAGUGGUCACUACCGACACACACACACCUGUCCAGCCAGGUUAUAUGACAGAGUUCAGGUGGGAGGUGCCAGAGAGCUCUGGGCCAGGAGUCUCUGAUCCUAACUGUAUCUCCUACGCGUACUACUCUACUGUUGACUUCGUCAAGGACGUGUUCAGUGGUCUCUUGGGCCCCCUAGUGGUCUGCAGACAGGGAGUACUGCAGCGUGGAGCUGAGGGGGGAACGAGGAAGAGGAAGGACGUGGAGAGGGAGUUUGCUCUGCUCUUCAUGGUGUUUGAUGAGAAUGAGUCAUGGUACCUGGACGACAACAUCAGAACUUACCUCCACGCUGACCCCAGUAACUUCACCAUGGACGACAACUUUAUAGAGAGCAACAAGAUGCACGGUAUAAAUGGUAAGCUGUAUGGAAACCUACAUGGUCUAACCAUGUCUAAUGGCCAGACAGUGGACUGGUAUCUACUGGGGAUGGGCAACGAGGUCGACAUACACACCGUCCACUUCCAUGCUGAGACGUUCACUUAUAAAACGGACAGUGUGCACCGUGCGGAUGUGUUUGACCUGUUCCCGGGGACGUUUCAGACGGUCGAGAUGACUGCAGGGAACCCUGGGACAUGGCUGUUGCACUGCCACGUCGCCGACCACAUCCACGCUGGAAUGGAGACUACUUUCACCAUCACGGAGAAAACAUCACAUGCACCUGGUAUUGGAGGUUCUAUCUCCACUCUGCUACUACCACUACUACUGACCGUUCUCCACUAGACUACUCUGUGUGUGUGUGUGUGUGUGUGUGUGUGUGUGUGUGUGUGUGUGUGUGUGUGUGUGUGUGUGUGUGUGUGUGUGUGUGUGUGUGUGUGUGUGUGUGUUCAUAAUGCAUUAUCAGUCUAUGUAAUCAGCUAUCAAACCAAUCAGUCCUACAAUAGAUAAAAUGAAUGAUGAAUGCCAGUUGAAUAUUACACAGCUUUACCAUCCAAUCAUCCAUGUUACAGCGUUAUCAUAGAACUAGGAAGUAGAAUGCUAGAAUGGACAUGAACCUUCUUGUGAUGGCAUCAAAGGUCCGCCAUAUUGGUCAGGGAGUUGAUCAGCCAUGGUUUGCCAGUGCUGUUAUACUUUAUUGUGUAAAGCAAUGAAUUUGAAUAAUUUGUCUGCACUGUAUUCGGAAAAGUAUUCAGACCCCUUGACUUUUUCCCCAAAACAUUUUUACGUUUGUCGCCUUAUUCUUAAGUUGAUUCAAUUGCUUUUUCCCUCCCAUAAUGACAAAGCAAAAUCAGUUUUUUAGGAAUGUUUACAAAUGUAUAUAAAAAAAAUACGUACAUUUCACAUUUAUACAUUUACAUAAGUAUUCAGACCAUUUAACUCAGUACUUUGUUGAAGCAGCUUUGGCAGCGAUUACAGCCUUGAGGCUUCUUGGGUAUGAUGCUACAAGCUUGGUACACCUGGUACACCUGUAUUUGGGGAGUUUCUUCUGUUCUUCUCUGCAGAUCCUCUCAAGCUCUGUCAGGUUGGAUGGGGAACUUCGCUGCGCAGCUAUUUUCAGGUCUCUCCAGAGAUGUUUGAUCGGGUUCAAGUCCGGGCUCUGGCUGAGCCACUCAAGGACAUUCAGAGACUUGUCCCGAAGCCACUCCUGUGUUGUCUUGGCUGUGUGCUUAGGGUCGUUGUCCUGUUGGAAGGUGAACCUUCACCCUAGUCUGAGGUCCUGAGCGCUCUGGAGCAGGUUUUCAUCAAGAAUCUCUCUGUACUUUUCUUCGUUAAUCUUUCCCUCCAUCCUGACUGUCUCCCAGUCCCUGUUGCUGAAAAACAUCCCCGCAGCAUGACGCUGCCUAGAUCAUACUUCACCGUAGGGAUGGUUCCAGGUCUCCCCCAGACAUGACACUUGCCAUUCAGGCCAAAGAGUUCAAUCUUGGUUGCAUCAGACCAGAGAAUCAUGUUUCUUUAGUCCUUCAGCUGCCUUUUGGCAAACUCCAACUCCGUCUGGCCACUCUACCAUAAAGGGUUGAUUGGUGGAGUGCUGCAGAGAUGGUUGUCCUUCUGGAAGGUUCUGCCAUCUCCACAGAGGAACUCUGGAGCUCUGUCAGAGUGACCAUCGGGUUCUCGGUCACCUCCCUGAUCAAGGCUCUUGUCCCCCGAUUGCUCAGUUUGGCCAGACGGCCAGCUCUAGGAAGAGUGUUGGUGGUUACAAACUUCUUCCAUUUAAGAAUGAUGGAGGCCACUGUGUUCUUGGGGACCUUCAAUGCUACAGAAAUGUUUUGGUACCCUUCCCCAGACAAUCCUGUCUCGGAGCUCUACAGACAAUUCCUUCGACCUCAAGGCUUGGUUUUUGCUCUGACAUGCACUGUCAACUGUGGGACCUUAUAUAGACAGGUGUGUGCCUUUCCAAAUCAUGUCAAUUGAAUUUAUCACAGGUGGACUCCAAUCAAGUUGUAGAAACAUCUCAAGGAUGAUCAAUGGAAAGAUGAUGGAUCUGAGCUAAAUUUCGAGUGUCAUAGUAAAGGGUCUGAAUACUUAUGUAAUUAACGUAUAUCUGUUUUUUAUUUGUAAUGAAUUAGCAAACAUUUCUAAAAACCUUGUUUUCGUUUUGUCAUGGGGCAUUUUAUCCAUUUUAGAAUAGGGCUGUAAUGUAAAAUAAAAUUGGAAAAAGGGAAGGGGUCUGAAUACUUUCUGAAUGCACUGCAUUUGUUAGCUCGCUAGCUAACCAGUUGGAUAGGAAUGAUUCCAUUAACUGUAUGUGUUAGCUCGCUAGCUAACCAGUUGUAUAGGAAUGGUUCCAUUAACUGUAUGUGUUAGCUCGCUAGCUAACCAGUUGGAUAGGAAUGAUUCCAUUAACUGUAUGUGUUAGCUCGCUAGCUAACCAGUUGUAUAGGAAUGAUUCCAUUAACUGUAUGUGUUAGCUCGCUAGCUAACCAGUUGUAUAGGAAUGAUUCCAUUAACUGUAUGUGUUAGCUCGCUAGCUAACCAGUUGUAUAUGAAUGAUUCCAUUAACUGUAUGUGUUAGCUCGCUAGCUAACCAGUUGUAUAGGAAUUAUUCCAUUAACUGUAAGUCAAUCCACAGCCAUACACUAACUGACACCAUUUUGUGAUAGGAUUUAGACAAGUAUUGUAUCAUAUACUACUUACAGAUUUCCAAGAAAACAACAAUUAAAACAUUGAAGGUCUCUUUACAUAUUGGUAUAACAUCUGUAAACUGUUUUAGGUUGACAAUAAGUAUAUUACACAAUUUCUGAUAUAUCACAAUGCCUUACUUUUUAUUUUCCUGCAUAAUUUAAGAUUAUGCCUCUACUGCCGUUCAUUACAAUUACACAAUUUUGGAUUUCUCCCUGACCAACAUGGCUGCCGUUUUCACCACGUUCUGGAACUUUGAAGGGUUUAUGACAUAGCCCCUCUAGUAAUUGAAUAGAACCUCUGUGGUUUUAUUCCCCAAGUCCUUCUAACUGUUCAAUAGUCUGCUUCAGAAACCGGUCUACUGUAUACUGUCCAAACUUGAAUAUUAUACUGCUGCUCUGUUUGAUUGAUUGCCCUCGUUGUCCUUUGCAACGAAGAGGAAAUAUAAUGUAAAAUGACUACUGUACCAAAUAUAUUUUGUUUAAGUCUGUGUACAAUAAAAACUGCUUUGAUAACGUACAAUAAUG